UUUGACACCAGGAAAUGACGCAAUGCACGCCUCCGCCUCAGCACUUCACCAAGGUGGCGGCGUGCGGAGCAGGGGUGCGGUAGUCUCGAGUUGUGGGUUAUUUAACGGUGUGGUUGAAAUGGAAGCGAAGAGUCCAGGAGUCGCUGGCUCUGCUAGAAAGCUUGUUUUGAAUAACAGUGCAAGAAAGAUCAAAGACAAUGCAGCAGACUGGCACAACUUCAUUCUGAAAUGGGACAAGUUAAACGAUGCCGGCUUCACGAUCGCAAACAACAUUGUUAACAUUAAGAUCAGCAAAGAGACAGAAAACGAUACAAACUUGCAAGUGGAUUGUGACGGUUCAUCAGUCACCCAGAAAUCUGCCAGUGCGUCCGAACCACACAAAGUGCUGGAGGAAUGUUGCACUGAGCUGCUUGACAUUUUGGACAAAAUGACUCGCCUGGUUUCAAAAAUGGCGAAGCUUUCUUCCACUGUCAAAGGAAUAUGCGUGCUUGAGUCCUUCCAGCACGGAGAGGCAGGCAGGGACCGGCCCCUCUUCCAUACGUGGCCCACAAAGCAGUUUGAUGAAGUUUCCUCAAAGCUGGCCGAGGUCUACCAGCAGGAGCUGCGCCUGAAGCAAGUGAUCGUGCAGGAAGUAGCUCACAGCUCGGAGCAGGACCUCGCCAUGGUCUAUCUGUCAGCCUGGCUCUAUCAGCCCUACAUAGAGGACAGCAGCAGGGCACUGCUAGAGAGCAUGCUGCUGGAGACUGGACACAGACCACUGUAGCAGCCCCAGUGCUGUGGGGUUCAUGUGAGAUUCAGGACAGAAAACAAGUCAUCUUUUAAAAGCAAAAGGUUCACUAGCAGAUGCAGGAAUAGCUGACUUACUGGAUGCAGUAUAGUCUUGAUUACAGAAUAGUACAUUUCUUGCAUUUUAUUUAAAAAAAAAAAAAAGACAUUGCUGUGUGAAAGCAUUGUUUAUUAUUAUUUUUUGUAAACCAUGUUGUUGUUUUAAAUGCCUGCAUUUAUAAGCAUUAAAACACUGGACUGAAUCCCCACUUGAUUUCAAAUGUAAUGGUGUAGUGUUAUGUUCAUUACCUUUACAUUAUUAACAGGGCUUGUUAUCAUGACAUCAGUUUCACAACUAGACAGACAGAUACAGAAACUGAAAAUAAGCUUCUUCUUUAACUCGAUUAAAAAUAAAACUUUAUUUGAGAAA
This is a messenger RNA of Polyodon spathula (Mississippi paddlefish), 1195 nucleotides long. Its product is annotated as cyclin-dependent kinase 2 interacting protein. The transcript is spliced from 5 exons. The record is from RefSeq and is a predicted model, not a curated record. The coding region runs from base 23 to 763 and encodes 246 amino acids. Lineage: Eukaryota; Metazoa; Chordata; Actinopteri; Acipenseriformes; Polyodontidae.